AUGGCAGAAAGACUUGUUAUUAACUCUAAUUAAGCAAAACAUGUAUAAGCCUAUCUCGAAUAUUAACAAUUUGUCGGUGGCUACGACAACGGUAAAUUGAUGUCUGAGUAAGAAUUCGAAGAAUUCAAGUAAAACUAUCGCGAAAAAGCUAAAAAUCGAGUAUACUGUGUAUGGAAAAAUUCCCUUGGUCUUGACUGUAAAGUUGUAGGUCCUUAAAGUAAAUGCUUUUGUGAUCAUAGGUUUAAAGAUCAUGAAUAUUUAUAGCCUAAAGACAAAUCGAAUGUAAAUUGCAGAGAAGGAGGUUGUAAAUGUAAAUGUUUUUAAUAUGUCCCUAUAUAUGGUUCUUAGGAUUUUAAAUGCUCAUGUAAACAUUCUUAUUUAGAUCAUUAAAAUCUUAAAAAAACAUGUAGUAAAUGCAAGGCAUGCUCAUAAUUUACAAGUACAUUAGCAUGUUCUUGUGGUUAAAAAUAUAGUGAUCAUAUUACUGUUUUUGAAACUAGAUAGGAGAGAAUUAAAAUGGGAAAACCUGUAGAUGAUUUAAAUAAUGUAACUCCGGAAUUAGGACUACCAGUUAAUACAGGAGGAUUGACUAGUUUUUAAGUAAUAAUUAUAUAAUUAAGAUUUCUAUUUAAUUUAUAUAUAAGAAAAUAGUAAUUAGCAGUUGGAGCAGAUCGAUAUGAAUAAAUGAUUGAUAAUUUAGGAAAAAACGCUAUCGGAAGUGAUAUUUAAAAAGGAAUGAUUAAAGGUUAGAAUAAUUUAAUGCUUUAAAAUGGUUAAUAAUAGUAAUAAAUAUAAUAGGACAAUAAUGGGUAAUUAAUGAAAUGUGGUCAACAAGAAGUUAGUGCUUUCUAACUAUUUUGUACUCCUCAUUAGUUUAUGAGGGUUUAGGCUACUGGAAAAGGAUUUAAGGCUAUUAAAAAAUGA
Molecule: messenger RNA, 924 nt
Organism: Ichthyophthirius multifiliis
Lineage: Eukaryota; Ciliophora; Oligohymenophorea; Hymenostomatida
Exons: 2
Source: RefSeq, a predicted model, not a curated record